GCUGUGUGGUCUCCUGGGUCACCUACUUGCGCCCGGUGCCAUUCAGUGAAAUGCAAGUGUACCUGAUCCACGAAGUGCAUUGUUACUAAAGGUAUGGGGAUGUUUUACCUACAUGUAUGUAAGUGCCCCAUGUUCCUGCCUGGUGUCUUCAAAGGCUGUCGGAUCGCCUAGAAUUGGAACUAUGGACUGUAUUGAGCUCCCAACUGGGUGCUGGCAUGGAACCUGUAUUCUCUGAAAGAACAGAUUUCUCGGCCCCUGGUGUUUAGACAAACCUCAGUAAAAUGACUCUGCAGGAGUUGGUUCAUCAGGCUGCCUCCAUCUAUCUGGAUAGAACAGCUGUAUGCUUUGACGAAGGCAACAACCAGCCCCCGGUGUGCUAUACCUACAAGGCUCUGCUGAGCGAGGCUUCAGAAUUAUCCGCUUUUCUGCUAGCACACUGUGACCUUGGAGGAAUUCGGGAAAUUGGUCUCUACUGUCAACCUGGGAUAAACUUACCCUCCUGGAUUUUAGGGAUUCUUCAGAUCCCGGCAGCUUAUGCACCCAUUGAUCCAGACUCCCCACCAUCGUUAGCAACCCACUUUAUGAAAAAAUGUGGCCUAAAGUAUGUCCUGGUUGAAAAACGGCAGAUCACUAAAUUCAAAUCUUCACAUGAAACAGUUUUGAACUACGAUACAGUUUCAGUGGAACAUAAGGACCUGGUACUCCUCAGACUGCACUGGGAAGAUGGUGUGGUGAACUCAGUGCUCAGUGACAGAACAGAUAAAUGCAAGGUGAAUGACAGAGAAGAGAGAGUGAAUGGUGAGAACGGGAGCCAAGAGAAGGGGCACAUGGACAUGCGGCGUGAGGGGUGCCUGGCCUAUGUCCUACAUACCUCAGGGACCACAGGGACACCGAAGAUCGUCAGAGUGCCUCACGCGUGCAUACUGCCUAACAUCCAGCACUUCCGGUCGCUUUUUGACAUCACUCAAGAAGAUGUUUUGUUUCUGGCUUCUCCUCUGACCUUCGAUCCAUCUGUGGUGGAGAUAUUCGUGGCUCUGUCCAGUGGGGCCUGCCUGCUUAUCGCGCCAACUUCUGUCAAAGUGCUCCCAUCAAAAUUAGCCGACGUUCUCUUUUCCCGUCACAGAGUGACUGUUCUACAGGCAACGCCAACAUUGCUGAGAAGAUUUGGAUCUGAGCUCAUGAAGUCCACUGUGCUGUCAGCGCAUACUUCUCUGCGAGUCCUAGCCCUUGGAGGGGAAGCCUUCCCCUCACUGACCGUCCUCCAAAGCUGGCGAGGCAAAAGCAAUAGAACGCAGAUAUUUAACAUUUAUGGUAUCACAGAGGUAUCCAGUUGGGCCACUUUCUACAGGAUCCCAGAGGAGAUUCUUAAUUCUACUGUGAAACUCGAGUCCCCUGUGCAGCUGGGGUCUCCACUGCUUGGAACAGUGGUCGAAGUCAGAGACAAAAAUGGUUCUCCAGUUCACGAAGGCACUGGCCAAGUAUUUUUAGGUGGGAAGAACAGAAUUUGUUUUCUUGAUGAGGAAAUGACAGUGCCCCUUGGGACCAUGCGAGCCACAGGAGACUUUGUGACUGUAAAAGGUGGAGAGAUAUUUUUCUUGGGAAGAAAGGACAGCCAGAUCAAGCGCCAUGGCAAACGUCUGAGCAUUGCGCUUGUGCAACAGGUAGCUGAAGAGCUUCGCCAGGUGGAGUCCUGUGCAGUUACAUGGUAUAAUCAGGAAAAGUUGGUUCUCUUCAUCGUAUCCAAAGUCGACUUAGUAAAGGAUUGCAUCUUUAAAGAAUUGCAGAAACACCUUCCAGCACACGCCCUGCCAGAUGACACGGUGCUGAUUGAUUCCCUUCCGUUUACAUGCCACGGUAAAGUCGAUGUUUCUGAGCUAAACAAGAUAUAUUUAGACUACAUAAGCUCACAGCCUAGGAAUAAACUCCAUGGAAAAGAGGAACUUUGGGGGAAAUUACAGUGUUUAUGGAAGUCUAUCCUGGGUCUCCCUGAGGAUGCGGAGUCGAAGGUCCCCGACAAGUCCGUCUUUUUGGAUAGUGGUGGAGAUUCCCUCAAGUCCCUGUGGCUCCUGGGUGAGGUGGAGAAACUUACCGGGGCACCCGUGCCUGGCCUUCUGGAAGUAAUUCUCAGCAGCUCCUUCUUAGACGUUUACAACCACAUCAUUCAGGCCGUGCUUACACGGGAGGACCUGAAAGGCGACAGGCGCUACACCACCAAAAGGAAAUUCAGUGACCCUGAUUCAGAGGAAACCAGCGGGAAGCCUGCACGUCUGGAGGCCGCCUGGCCCCGGCACCGAGACCGCGAGACAAACUCCGUGGUGGCUCUGAGCAGGGGGGGCCAGACUUUGUAUCUCGGCACUGGGAGGCUUUUACCUGAGUCAGGACUCGGCCCUGAUGCAGUCCAUCCUCCAGACUUAAUUCCACAGACUGACACUCGAAUACUGAAAAGCCUAAGUCCUCCCGCUCUGCAUGAAACGGUGGAAAAGCCACCGCUUUCUCAGGAGGGGAGCCCUGGGGCUGGGGCUGAGCCGAUGGUGUUGCGUGAGCGGUGGCGGUCAGACACGGGCAAAUGCGUAGAUGCUUCCCCUCUGCUUGUGGUAGCUGCUGUGGGGGAUACGUCCUCCACAACCGUGUAUAUCGGCUCCCACUCACACACAGUGAAGGCGGUGGACCUUCACUCCGGGGAGAUGAGGUGGGAACAGCGCGUUGGAGACCGGAUUGAGUCCUCAGCCUGUGUGUCUAAAUGUGGAAACUUCAUUGUAGUGGGCUGUUACGAUGGAUUAGUUUAUGUUCUAAAAAGUAAUAGUGGAGAAAAACAUUGGACAUUUCCUACGGAAGAUGCUGUCAAAAGCUCACCAGCCGUGGAUCCAACCACAGGACUCAUUUACAUCGGAUCUCAUGACCAGCACGCAUAUGCCUUAGACAUUUAUGAAAAGAAGUGUGUCUGGAAGCUAAAAUGUGAAGGAGCUCUCUUUUCUUCUCCGUGUUUGAGUCUGGGUCCACACCAUCUGUACUGUGCUACGCUGGGCGGACUCUUACUGGCUGUAAAUCCUGCUACCGGGAGUCUGAUCUGGAAACGCCCCUGUGGAAAGCCGUUGUUCUCUUCCCCACGGUGUUACCAGCGCUACGUUUGCAUUGGCUGCGUGGAUGGCGGUCUGCUCUGCUUCUCACACUCAGGAGAGCAGGUUUGGCGCUUUUCUGCUGGAGGACCAAUCUUUUCAUCCCCGUGUAUCUCUGCAUCAGAACAAGACAUAAUUUUUGGUUCCCACGAUUGCUUUCUCUACUGCUGUAGCACGGAAGGUCGCCUCCGGUGGAAAUUUGAGACCACAGCCAGGGUGUACUCGACGCCCUUUGCUUUCCCUAACCACCUCUGCGGCAGCGGCACACUGUUGGCAGCGGCGUCCACCGACGGGAAACUGUGGGUCCUCGAGUCUCAGAGUGGAGAGCUGCGAAGUGUGUACGAACUCCCCGGAGAAGUCUUUUCUUCUCCCGUGCUCUGGGAAUCAAUGCUUGUUAUUGGGUGCAGAAAUAAUUAUAUUUACUGUCUGGAUUUAUCGUGUGGUGAUAAAAAUAACCAAGUGCAGUCCUUAUAAGUAUACAUCAGUGAGAUCGGAAUGUCAUUGUAAAGCUUAUGGAUGGUUUUAUAUUAAAGAUUCUAUUUUGGUUAA
Molecule: messenger RNA, 3665 nt
Organism: Rattus rattus (black rat)
Lineage: Eukaryota; Metazoa; Chordata; Mammalia; Rodentia; Muridae
Gene: Aasdh
Product: aminoadipate-semialdehyde dehydrogenase
Exons: 16
Coding region: 282-3590 (1102 amino acids)
Biological process (GO): amino acid activation for nonribosomal peptide biosynthetic process
Molecular function (GO): protein binding
Source: RefSeq, a predicted model, not a curated record